Molecule: messenger RNA, 5828 nt
Organism: Tachysurus vachellii
Lineage: Eukaryota; Metazoa; Chordata; Actinopteri; Siluriformes; Bagridae
Gene: adar
Product: adenosine deaminase RNA specific
Exons: 15
Coding region: 434-4471 (1345 amino acids)
Biological process (GO): RNA processing; adenosine to inosine editing
Cellular component (GO): cytoplasm; nucleolus
Molecular function (GO): double-stranded RNA adenosine deaminase activity; tRNA-specific adenosine deaminase activity; double-stranded RNA binding
Source: RefSeq, a predicted model, not a curated record
CACAUUACAGCAGCUGCGUGGUUUCAUUAAGCAAAAAAUAGCACAACUUAAUAGUUUUGUGAGUCCUACAAGUCUAGACACAUUUGUUCUCUGGUUGGAUUAGACUAGUCUAGUCUAGUCUGCUGCCAUUUCUUUGAACAAAUACGUGUUUUGUUUGGUUUGUUAACCGAUUCGCCGUCGUUUGGAUUAAACUAGCUGAAGAUUUAGCCUUGUUUUAGCUCCUAUGUCUCGUACUUAAGCUUUUUGUUUCGACUUUUUGUUUGUGUGAGUUUUUAACACGGUGAAGGAGGCAGUAACGUUUGUGUGACGGUGAAGCUGUGCUGCAGACUUGUCCAGUUAGUACACACCAGAUUUUGUUGCUGUCUUGCUCACUGUUCUGACAUUCACCCAAAGCCAACAGGCAGUAAGCUCCUUUGUCCUCCACCCCUGCGCUAUGAGCAGAGGUAACGGAGGGCACCCCAAAGAGUACCAGCGAUUUUCCCUCCCAUCCCAUCAGGGCAAAUCCAGCCAAGGAUCCUUCUCCCAAUCUUUACCACCUUACCCCAGAGCCCCUCACCCCCCAAGCCCCAACGGUUACUUGGGCAGGUUCCAGCAUCCCCCCCCUUACUCAUCCACUGGCCCUCCUGGACCUUCACAAGCUAGUCCUUCUUUGCCUCCAAAUCCUUGUACGUCUCGUUUCCCUGGACCUUCCCAAGUGCAAGCUCAGAAGUCAUCAUCAAAUAGAGGAGCUUGUAGUGACAAAGCAGUAGACUUUCACCAGCAGCAAAUCCUGUUCCUUACAGGGCAGGUUGCUGAGGCGCCCAGGUUUGUGCCGCACCAGUUCCGACACCACAGAAGUCCUCCCCAGUGUUCCACAGAAUAUUAUAAUUCCCCAAAGCCCAGCAAGUACGUGAGAAGAGGGGGAUAUAAUCACGGCAGGCCAAGCUGGCAGAAAGGGUUUAACACAAGGUACCAUCCUGGACCUAAGUCUGCCUGGGAACAACAGCACUUAAGAAGCCAGAAUAAUCAGUAUCAGUGUGACAGCUGGGUGGAUUGUGAUGCUGCCUCACUGUCUUCAGAAUUUCAUGCUUUAAAACUAGAGAACUUUGGAACACUCUCGUCAUCCAGAAGUGGGAGUAAGGCUACUUGUUCACUUCCCUCAGGUAGAUAUUCCUUGCAGCUGAAUCCUGAUAUCCAAAAACAAGUCCACAGUUCUUUGGCCUCAUUGCAGCAGGGUGAAACUCUCCAGGCCAGGCUCCUGGCUAAAAGGCUUCGACUGCCUAAGAAAAUUGUUAACCAAGCUCUAUAUGCUUUAUCCAAAUUAAACCAGGCAGUGAGGUUAGAAGCAACUCCUCCUCUCUGGAGACUCUGGAAAGAAGGUGACACUGAAUCAACCCACGGAACCCGGUUCAGAGCCAAAACUGAUAAAAACUUUGCUCAAGAUACAUUUGUAAGGCAAAACCAGGGUAUUAGUGAAGUGCUGACAGGUUUUACUACUACAGAGGCCUGUAGUGAUUUCAGUGAAGAAUCUGAAGACUCUGAAAAAGAAAGUUCCUCUGAAGCUCUAGACUCUGACCAGGCUUCUGAAAAAGAAUCUUGUAUUUUAACAACAAUGGAAGCAAAAGACACCAAGGAGCAUAUCCUGCGGUACCUCCAUGAGACUGGCCAAGCCAGUGCAUUGAUGAUUGCCAAAAACCUGGGCUUUCGAAAUGCCAAGCAUGUAAAUCCUACACUGUAUACCAUGGAAAAGCACGGCGACCUAACUCGCAACACGAACUUUACGCUCCCUACUUGGGAGCUGACUUCUCACCAGCGUGAGAAGAUGGAGAGACAGCGAAAAGCAGCUGUUGUUGCCUCUAUAAUACAUGACGAGUCAGAGCUUCGUGGAACACCAGGCCCAGUGAUAGCUACACAACCAAUCCCAAAGAUUGUGUGUGGAUCUGGGUUGUCAGAAGAAGUGAUGACGUGGGAGAACCUCCCAACAAGUCAGACACAUAUCAGCAAGGAUGGCACAUUUGGGAACGGAAUGCUUGAGAAGCAGUCAAAUUCAGAUAUGGACUGUAUGCCUGUUCUUGAAAAAAUUCCCUCAGAUGACAAAGACCUUGCAUCUGUUCCCUACACAUCACAUGAUGCUUCAUGUUACCGGGCAAAUGACAAGAAUGGGGGACACUCAGAGUGGGCGUCGGAUGAUAUUCCAGAAUUCCUGAACACAAUCCGAUCAGAAGUGGCUGUGUCCUUGGCGGCACCUCUUCCUCCAGCCCAGAAUACAGAGAUCGUCAGGUUGCAGAAGCUAAGACUGGCACUCAGCAAGAACCCGGUCAGUGGCCUGAUGGAGUAUGCACAGUACCUUGGCUACAGUUGUGAAUUCCUGCUGCUUGAACAGUCAGGACCCUCACAUAACCCCAGGUUUCGAAUGCAAGUGAUGCUCGAUGGGCGUAGGUUCCCACCAGCUGAAGCCUCAAGCAAGAAAGUGGCAAAGAAAGUUGCAGCUGCGGAGACUCUUCGUGCUCUCCAGAGAGAGAUGGAAGGAGCUUCUAGUAUGGAAGAUGAAGCAGAGCAGCCUGCAGUGUCAUUAGGCGAAAUGAAUGAUUUUGAGGAUUCUUUUGAGAGUUCCGAGGAACCUCCAAAGGCCUUGGCUCGCUCCCUUCCAGGUGGCAAGAAUCCUGUUUCUGUUCUAAUGGAGCACAGCCAACGUAGUGGCCAUGCUAUUGAGUUCAUCAAUACUGGACAGGAGGGUCCUGCACAUGACCCACGCUUCAUGUUCCAAGUGAAGGUUGGGGACAGUCUUUACCCGGAGGCAUCGGCACCCAGUAAGAAGGCAGCACGGCAACUGGCAGCAGAGGAAGCUGUAAAGGGUCUUAUGGCAGAAGGACAACUACAACUCAACAAGCCACAGUACCCGUUUUGUCCACUUGGCGAGGGUGAUUUGUCCCCAGCAAUGCCCCCGUGCCCAUCACUGCCCCCGCUGACAGCAGCUGAGCUCCAGGCAGCGCACGAGGCUGGAGUAGGUGACCUGAUCAACCACUUAAACAACAACGCUGUGUCAGGCCUGCUGGAGUACGCACGCUCACGAGGCUUUGCUGCCGAGAUCCGUCUGGUGGGCCAGUCAGGACUCCAACACGAACCACGUUUUACAUAUCAGGCUAAGCUGGGAGGACGUUGGUUUCCUGCGGUGUGUGCCAGCACUAAAAAACUGGGCAAGCAGGAGGCGGCUGACGCAGCUCUCCGAGUGUUGAUCGGAGAGGCAGAAAAGGCCGCACGCACCGGGGAACUCACAUCAGAGUUGCCGGUGUCAGGUAGCACAGUGCACGAUCAGUUUGCCAUGCUGAGUCAUCAGCGUUUCAAUGCGCUUACUGCACGCAUUCAGCACAGCCUUUUGGGUAGGAAAAUCCUUGCCACGAUCAUCAUGAAGAGAGGUGCUGACAGUCUGGGCACAGUGGUCAGCCUUGGGACAGGAAAUCGAUGCGUCAAAGGAGAGGAACUGAGUCUUAAAGGUGAUACCGUUAACGACUGCCAUGCUGAAAUCAUUUCCAGAAGAGGCUUCAUCCGCUUUUUGUACAGUGAGUUGAUAAAGCAUUGGGAAAGUCCCGCUGAAGACAACAUAUUUCAGGUUGCAGAGGAUGGUUUGCUCAAGAUCAAAGAUGAUAUUACGUUCCAUCUGUACAUCAGCACUGCUCCAUGUGGGGACGGUGCACUCUUCGAUAAAUCGUGCAGCGAGUUAGCGGAGGUCACUGGCUCGGCUCACAUGCCCGUGUUCGAGAAUGCUAAACAGGGCAAGCUCAGGACCAAAGUUGAAAACGGUGAGGGUACCAUCCCGGUGGAAUCGAGUGCCAUCGUGCCCACUUGGGAUGGCAUCCAACAUGGCGAGCGUCUCAGAACCAUGAGCUGUAGCGACAAGAUCCUGCGCUGGAACGUGCUGGGCCUGCAGGGGGCUCUGCUCAGCCACUUUAUGCACCCUGUCUACCUUCAGUCCAUCACCUUGGGGUACCUGUACAACCACGCUCAUUUGACUCGAGCUGUGUGCUGCCGGUUGGCCAGAGAUGGCAGCGAGAUAGUUAAAAGCUUGCCUACUCACUUCAGACUUUGCCACCCUGAGGUCGGCAGAGUCAGUGUGUACGACUCAACACGUCACACAGGAAAGACCAAAGAGUCCAGUGUGAACUGGAGCCUGCCAGACAAGCUCAAGGUGGAGGUACUGGAUGGCACCAAGGGCAAAGUGGACAGUCCAAAGCUAGAGGUGUCCCGCGUCUCCAAGUCCAACAUGUUUCGUCUUUUCCGGGACGUGUGCAGGCGGGCCGGUCGGACUGACCUGCUGGCGCUGACCUCCUACGCCCAUGCCAAGAUGGCUGCCUGUUCUUUCCAGCAGGCCAAGGAGCAGUUCUACAAGGCUCUGAGUCAGCUGGGUUAUGGAACCUGGAUCGGCAGACCGCAGGAAGAGAAGGGCUUUGAGGCAGUGGAGACUGAAUCUCAGAACGUAGUUUCAGCUCUGUAAGGACAAAAGAGGGCAGGAGGAGGGACAAAGAGUGGAGGAACUGCACAGCCAGUGAUUGGAAUCUUUUGGGUGGUAGAAGAAAGAUGGCUGAUGACAGAGGACAUACGAGAGAGAUAACGUGGGACAGAGAAAGGGCAGAAUAUGUGGUUUGGAUCAUUCCACCUCAGCCUGGGAUGGAAAGAGAAAUUAAACCGAGCCAUAAAAUGCAAGCUCAUGUAUAAUAAUGAUGUAUGGAGCAUUUUCUGCAAUUUUCACUAAACUGUUAUGCACUAAGACCUAUCUGAAGCACUGAUCUCCAUCUCUGUCUGUCUCACUCUCUUAGUCUGUCUCAUUCUUGUAGGUGGAAGGCUGGGUGCAUAUGAGGAGAGAUAAAGAGAGAGUCUGUUGUAAAAUCUCUUUAUUUAAGAUCAACCUAGUUUCUGUAAUAACAGCUGCAGUAAUUAUAUACCAUUAUAGAUAUUGUAUUAAAAACCAACACAAAAGGAUGCUGUUAGUGCAACGUCUCCCCUCACAGCAAUUAAUGAGCUUUCAAGCAGAUCUCUCUCUCUCUCUCUCUCUUUCUCUCUUUCUGUCUCUCUCACUGUGUCUCUCUCUCUCUGUCUCUCUCACUGUGUCUCUCUCACUCUGUCUCUCUCGUAUACAGAACACCUGUUUUCGGAUGAAGUUGAAACAGCGGACCAAGGAGCUUUGUUGUUUUCCUUUUGAUAAACACCUAAGACGUAUAUCUGUACAUUUAUUUCACAUUAAGUCAGCCUAUGGGUGAGAACUUGCUAAACUAAUUUAAAGAGCUUGUACACAUAGAUUUGACAAAAUGUAUACAUAAUGUACCUACAGAUACAUACACUCACAAAUGUAUUUAAGGUCUCAUCACACCGUGUGUGAUUUUUAUAUACAUGUGUGUGUUUAUGUAUAUGUAUAUAUUGUAUGUAUAUAUUUUAUAUAGAGUUUCAAAUAUUUGUGUUGCAUUUGGCAAGUACUGAUGGAUGUCAUGCAGAUAUUUUUGGGACACUUUAAUAGCAUCAUCCCUUCACGUUCCAUGUUAUGUUUUUGUGAGAAAUGCGUUUCAUGUGUACUUUCCGAGAAUAUGUAUGCGAGAGAGUACAUGUGUGUUAGGUGUACUGUAUGUUAAGUGUGUGUUUUUUUUUUUUUGUUUUGUUUUGUUUUUUUUAAUUCAGUCUCUGUAAGAAGAGAUGCUUGAGUGGACAACCCUGAGUGAAAAUAAUUUUAACUUCUUAAAACAUUCAAGUCAGAAUUUAUAGCUAUAUAAAAUUUAGUUUUAAUUGAUGUUUUUUUUUAUGUUCACUGGCAUCUGACUGUGUCUUUUGUCUUUAUUCGAAAAUAAAUUAAACUGUCUAUA